This is a messenger RNA of Python bivittatus (Burmese python), 854 nucleotides long. RefSeq names its product biogenesis of lysosomal organelles complex 1 subunit 1 (gene BLOC1S1). NCBI's taxonomy places the organism in Eukaryota, Metazoa, Chordata, Lepidosauria, Squamata, Pythonidae. Gene Ontology annotation, biological process: endosomal transport. The record is from RefSeq and is a predicted model, not a curated record. Gene Ontology annotation, cellular component: BLOC-1 complex.
UCACGUGAGUGCCGAGUCACCUGACGAGGAGGAAGGCGAAGGCUGGUCCGGGCGCUUCGGUGCCCUGGAGGCCGGCCAUGCUGUCCCGCUUGCUGCGGGAGCACCAGGCCAAGCAGAGCGAGAGGAAGGAGCUGCAAGAACGGCGGCGGCGAGAAGCCAUUGCUGCAGCAACUUGUUUAACAGAAGCCCUGGUUGAUCAUCUGAAUGUUGGGGUGGCACAGGCCUAUGUGAACCAAAGGAAGCUGGACCAUGAGGUGAAGACACUGCAGAUCCAAGCUGCUCAGUUUGCCAAGCAAACAGGCCAGUGGAUCAGCAUGGUAGAAAACUUCAAUCAGGCUCUGAAGGAAAUUGGUGAUGUGGAGAACUGGGCGCGGAGCAUCGAGAUGGAUAUGCGGACCAUUGCCACUGCCCUGGAAUACGUUUACAAAGGGCAGCUGCCAUCUUCCACCUCCUGAUGCAGAGGCCGGGCUCUCAGUCUUGGUCACCGGAAUUGCUUGGAUUCCUUCUCUCGUUCCAUGUUGCCAACUGAAGGCAGUCCAGUGGCAGUUUCCUUGCCUGCAGCCUCUUCCUAUACUUCGGUGACUGUUCUUCUGCAGCACUGAGUAGGCUCUCCCUCCACUCCCCGGCCUGUCUAGAUGGUGUAAGAGGUGCUACUGGGCCUUUCGCUUUGACUUGUGCUUUUGCUGAGUAUCUGUGGGCAGCCUCUAGCUGGGAGGAAUCAUGAAACAGACUGGCAUGGGAGUGCACACAGCCCACAAUGAAAGGAAAAGAAGCCAUGCUUUUUCCAUACAAGCUGGAUUGGUCUGUGCUAUGAAGUUAGAAAAAAUGAAAUAAAAACAGGUGGCUUAACUACA